Molecule: messenger RNA, 657 nt
Organism: Penicillium cosmopolitanum
Lineage: Eukaryota; Fungi; Ascomycota; Eurotiomycetes; Eurotiales; Aspergillaceae
Product: blue light-inducible protein Bli-3
Exons: 3
Coding region: 1-657 (218 amino acids)
Source: RefSeq, a predicted model, not a curated record
AUGUCUGCCAACGCAACCAUCAACACCGAGACGGGCUCCCACUCUGUGGACCCCUAUAAGACCCAGAACUUCGAAGACCCUCCUCUCAUCCAGAAGAUUGAGGAAUUAUCGGAAUUCAUCGAACAAGUGAAAUUUGGCAUGUUGACGACCAAGCAAUCUGACGGAGAAUUUCUCACUUCUCGAUGCAUGGCUCUUGCUGGAAAGACACUGGCUAAUACCAACCAGGAAAACGGCGGAAUCGACCUAAUUUUCCACACAAACAUCUUUUCCGGCAAAACAAUGGAUCUUACCGCCCACCCCAGAGAAACAAACAUGUCCUUCCUGGACCCGGUGAGCGGUGCCUGGGCCUCCAUCGCCGGAAGCGCCUCUGUCAUUUCGGACCCGGCUGUCGUGGAGAAGUACUAUUCGCCGACAUUGAAAGCCUGGUUGGGAGAUAUGGGCGAUGGCGUGCACGAUGGUUCGUCUACGGACCCGCGCAUUGGCGUGAUUAAGCUCGAGGCGAAGCUUGCUACGCAUGUUGUUUCUCGGAAGGGAAUACUGGGCCGUGCGGUUGAUACUGUUAAGGGCGCUGUCCAGGGCAGUGUUCCUGCUAUCAAUUCGAUUCGGGAAUUGAGCUUGGAAGAAUUGGCUGAGUGGCGCCGCACUCAUCAGGAGUAA